CUCUGGUGUAGUGGAGUUCUUCGUCUCGGGUUCGUUGUUGAUCUCAUCCCAGUUUAGUCAUCGAUCCCAUUGUUCGUGAUACGCUAUAGCACUCGAACGAUUGAGUUGGGUGCACCCUGCCAUCAUGGCGAGACGUCACACUCCACACCGUUCUCCGCUCCGCAUUCUCUGUCCUACCCAGCUUACUUCUGUCAACUACGCCCCUUCCAUUCCUCUAUUACCUUCAUAUAAAGAGGUCGGUUGAACAGAGUUGGAAAUUUUGAAUUCAAAAUCCAACAACCCCAAUUCACUUCGACUCUCAAGCAUCAAUCAUGAAGGUUGCAAUCGUCGGGGCCACAGGCGAGACAGGGUCUUCCAUUGUCAACGGGCUGCUCGAGUCCACGGAGCCAAAAUAUGAGAUAACAGCCUUGACUCGGCCGGCGUCUUUGCAGAAGCCUGAAGUCCUUGAACUGGGGACUCGAGGCGUCAGCGUAAUUGCGGCAGACCUUGCUGGACCAGAGGAGGACCUCGUGAAGCUGUUGACGGGGAUCGACACAGUUAUUGCGGCGGUCGAUGCAUCUGGCUUUAUGGAUCAGAUUCCCCUCGCAAACGCGGCUAAGUCUGCAGGUGUCAAGCGGUUCAUUCCAUGUUUCUUCGCAACAGUCGCACCUUCUGGGGGAAUCCUGAAGCUGCGCGAUACCAAGGAAGAAGUUCUGAAUCAUGUCAAGAAACUCCACCUCCCCUACACCGUCAUUGAUAUUGGCUGGUGGUUCCAGCUGACGCUUCCACGUCUCCCAUCGGGACGUAUCGACUACGCCCUCAUUAUGCCAGGAAAUACCAUUGCUGGAGACGGGGAUGUGCGCACUGCCUUGACUGAUAUCAGAGACGUCGGGCGAUAUGUGGCGCAUAUAAUCUCCGACCCAAGGACUGUGAACAAAAUGGUCUUUUCGUACACUGAGCUUCUGUCCCAAAAUGAAGUCUUCCAACUCCUGGAGAAGCUCAGUGGAGAGUCGAUUGAUCGGACCUACAUUUCUAAAGAUGCCAUUGAAAAUGGCAUUGCCGAAGCUGGAACUGCAUCAUUCUCUGACCCAAGCUCUUACGCGCGUAUAUCGCAGUUGCAAUAUUUGAAUUCGCGGUACAUUCGUGGUGAUAACACUCCGGAGUAUGCCCGUUUCCUGGGGUAUCUAGAUGCGAAGGAGUUGUACCCUGAGCUUGCAGGAACCACGCUAGAGGCAUAUUGUCAAGAGGUUCUUAACGGGACCGCACGGGGUGUUUAUGAGAGGCGCAGGGCUGCGGCUGCAGCGGCCGCGCAGAAAAAGGAUGCAGCUUAAAUAUUUGAAUAUAUUGCGGGUCGAGGCUCUGUCACUAAUUGAUACUAAGUACCCUGAUCCUCGAUUGAUAUAGUUGACACCUUAAGAGAAUUCCGAAAGCGAUACAUCCCGAGGG
This is a messenger RNA of Ilyonectria robusta, 1425 nucleotides long. RefSeq lists its product as uncharacterized. NCBI's taxonomy places the organism in Eukaryota, Fungi, Ascomycota, Sordariomycetes, Hypocreales, Nectriaceae. Bases 312 to 1310 code for a protein of 332 amino acids. Gene Ontology annotation, molecular function: oxidoreductase activity. The record is from RefSeq and is a predicted model, not a curated record. The transcript is spliced from 4 exons.